GGCGGGAGGACCAGGAGGAGGCUGUAGAUGUUUCCAUGUUCCCCAGGCCUGAGGGCUUGCACGCUGGGCGCGCGUUCGUGUACGGGCCCCUGUGCUCCUUGUUUUUCUCGCUGGUGCUCGUCCUGGUCGGCCUGGACGUGAAGACCUUUCAGUUCAGGUUCCUGGGGCUCUCCGCCCUCGCGCUCGGCCCCGAGGGCGCGGUGCGGCCCUUCUCGGUGGCGUCCCUGGCGUCGGAGGUGCCGGGCACCGGCCUCCACCCGCACUCGGCCGACCUGGUCUGGCUGCAGUUCGUGUUCUGCGUCUUCUCCAUGUGGAUGGUGAUCGCCUACCACAUCACGCUCAUGGUCCUGUGGGCCGCGCCGCUCACCAACCGGUUGCAGCGGCACGGCCUCGUCUGCGCCCAGGUAAUGAAUGCGUGGAGUGCGCUGGACGUCUUCAUGGUGAGCAUCAUGGCGGGGGUCCUCGAGAUCCGCCAGUUCGCGCUGUUCAUCAUCGGCGACAAGUGCGACGGGCUGGACGCGCUUGUGGAGAAGAUACCCCCCAUCGCAUCGCGCGUGCCAGGCCGGGUCACUUGCUUCGACGUCGAGUCCGAGUUGAAGGCGGGUUUCUUCGUGCUGCUUGUGGCCGUCAUAGUCUCCACCGUCGUUGGCAACAUUGUGAUGCACAGGUGCUCCGAGGCCCUGGGCGUGGAGAAAGGCCAUGCCACGACGGGCGCUACUGGUCUCGGCGAGGACGAUGCCGGCGCCCUGUCCCGGGCCGCUCUUCCAGUGGUGUCUGCGGCGUGACCCCGCCGUCCAGGCGCGAGCCGUCAGCGUGCCUGGGGCGCGUUUUUUUGUUUUUCCCCCGUGCCGUCCGACGGUCUCCAGAGGUCGAAGAUCGGGGUCAUACUCCCUCUGACGUUCUUAGUUACGGAUGAGGGUGUGUGCUGUUCCUUCGCGCAGCGGGGCUCCUUCACCGCCCAGGACUGCUCACGCCUCCCCGCCUACUCUGGGUAUCGCAGGGGUCUGCACGUGGUCGGCCUGUGCCCGCCCUUUACACGCGAGCACCUCCUUUUGGGGUUGCUCGCGCGGCGCUCUGUCGAACGGACGCCAACCGGCUCUCCCCACCCGGCCAGAAGAGCUCGCGGGAGGAGGCGCAGCCCCCACGAGAAGAGGCGCCCGCUGGCCGGGCGGAGCUCCGUGGCGCGCCCCGUCCCCUCCUGCGCGCAGCCUGGAGGGCAAGAAAUCUCGUGAUGAGGGUCACAGAUGUCCGGCUGCCUGCGGCAGGCCUCGCCGCCGUGCCCCAGCGCAGCUUCGGGGUGCUGAACAGGCCGCGCACGCACGGGCCCGGUGCGAG
Molecule: messenger RNA, 1335 nt
Organism: Prorocentrum cordatum
Lineage: Eukaryota; Dinophyceae; Prorocentrales; Prorocentraceae
Source: the annotation of a GenBank genome assembly